AUGUCGGACCCAGCUGAUCAUUCUCCAAUCCCCGAACUUUUCAAGGGGUGGACGGUGUCGGCUGUAAAGGGUUUCCGCGACGACUUCAAGGACCUGCUUAAGGCGAAAAGCAAACUCAAGAAGAUGAAGGAGCUCGAUCGUCAAGGCGUGAUACUUCACAGCAUCCGUACGAAAGCGGUUGAGUUCCAGACGAAGUUUGCCUCUGUCAAGGAGAAAUCAGCAGCAUCCGUCUCAGAGAUUCAUCUGAAGAAUCAAAAGCGGCUGCAAGCAGAUUUUAUCGCCUCGAAAGCACUGGAGAUCAAGGAAAUUCAGAAGACGGUGGACUCGCAUGUCGUCACUCUAGCCUCGAAGAUGGAAGAAUUCAUCAAGAGCCUUAGUGCUGACCCCGACUUGGUGGUGACCGACGCUGCUAAGGAGAAAUACCGUGUGUUCAAGGGGCGCUGCAUCGAAAAGGCCAAUUCAGACAUCCAGGCUGCUAGGGAUGAGAUCAUCAUCCGUGAGAUUGAUCGACAGAACAAGGCUGCCGCUGAAGAGUUGAAGAAAGCAGCUGCGUCCGAGGAGGUGCAGGAAAUGGAGGUGGAAGCUGGGGUUGGAGAGAUCAUGAACCAGCAUGCGAAGCGGAUUGAAGACAGGAUUCGGAGGGAGAUGGUUCCGAAGAUUGAGGCCAAUCUGAUGAAGAAGCUGCUGAAAAAUCUCUCGUUGGGAAAACAGGAUCCCCCCAGGCCCCUGCUGCUGACACGAAGCCGAAGAAUGCCCCAGCCGGAAAGCCGAUGCACACUACUCCGAUGA
Molecule: messenger RNA, 789 nt
Organism: Closterium sp. Yama58-4
Lineage: Eukaryota; Viridiplantae; Streptophyta; Zygnematophyceae; Desmidiales; Closteriaceae
Source: the annotation of a GenBank genome assembly